Molecule: messenger RNA, 3608 nt
Organism: Ctenopharyngodon idella (grass carp)
Lineage: Eukaryota; Metazoa; Chordata; Actinopteri; Cypriniformes; Xenocyprididae
Gene: erc2
Product: ERC protein 2
Exons: 14
Coding region: 362-1966 (534 amino acids)
Biological process (GO): regulation of synaptic plasticity; maintenance of presynaptic active zone structure; neuromuscular synaptic transmission
Cellular component (GO): cytoskeleton of presynaptic active zone
Molecular function (GO): structural constituent of presynaptic active zone
Source: RefSeq, a predicted model, not a curated record
UACUAAGUUGACCUGUACUUGCAAAGUUACUUACAGGAAAACACUGCGCAUGAAUUAUUGAUAACGGCUGCCUGAGAGCGUUUACCAGCUGACUGUGCCAUUGUGAGAGCCAGAUCACAUUUUAGAGGGAAGGAAGCCAUAAAAGGAAAAGAAAAUUCAAUGAAUAAUAGAUAGAGGCAGAAACCUGUAGUACAAUUGCUCAGCGAUGACAUGCAAGGAAACCUAGGCAGAAAGAAACGAAGAACAAACACGUACAUGCAGCUUAGCUAUUAAAACAUCACAAAAAGGAAACAAGUACUGUUAUAAACACAAGAGGACGUCAUCUUCAGGUCAGUGUAAGAAAGCCAUAGAAAAACAGAGAAUGACGAGCCGACAUCCCUGUUUCUAUCGAGUUCCUCCGCAGGAGUUACACGGGAGAAACCAUCUAACGGAAGCCACCCAGACUAAAGUCCUGAACACCGUCAUCAGCGUGAAGAGAACAUCGCCAGCUUUGUGUUAUGAGCCUGAUUUCAUAUGGAAGGACACCAAACUUGCAUCACUGGAGCGCAAUAUUCGAGACCUGGAGGACGAGAUCCAAACGAUGAAGACAAAUGGCCUUUUGCACACAGAUGGCCGGGGUGAAGAAUUCAAACAGAUGGAAGUCUAUAAGAACCACUCAAAGUUCAUGAAGAACAAGAUUGAUCUGCUGAAACAGGAAGUAGUAAAGAAAGAGUCUGAGUCGAUGACACUGCAAACGAAGCUUGACGCACUGACCAAUCAAAACUCAGACUGCAAACAGCACAUAGAGGUCCUGAAGGAGUCUCUCACAGCCAAAGAACACCGAGCUUCUGUCCUUCAGACAGAGGUGGAUGCUCUCCGUCUGCGUCUGGAGGAGAGAGAGUUGUUCCUAAACAAGAAAAGCAAACAGAUCCAGGAUCUCAUAGAAGAGAAGGGAACACUGAACAGUGAGAUAUGUGACCUGAAGGACAUGUUGGAGGUCAAGGAGAAGAAGAUCAAGAUCCUGCAGAAAAAGGCUGAGAACCUGCAGGAACAGUUAAAGGACAGGGACAAACAGUUGGACAGUUUGGGGGACAGAAUGACGUCUCUGCAGGCCGACUCCAGCAACACGGACACCGCUCUCAUUACACUGGAAGAGGCUCUCUCUGAGAAGAUAGAAGAGGCAGAAAUGCAUAAGAAUGAAAAUAAGGAACUGAAAAGCAAACUUGCCUCCCUACAAGAGCGUCUCUCAGAAAAAGAGGCGUGUGAAGCGGAUCAUGUGGCUCGCUGGAACCCUGAGCUGUCGGAGCGGCUGCAGGUUCUCCAGGCGGAAGCUGUCCGUCAUAAAGAGGAAGAGGAGAAGUCUAAUGCUGAAGUCCAGAGAGUGCUGGCUCUUUUGCGGGAGCUGCAGUCUGAACGUCUGGAGCAGGACAAGAGAAUCAUCGAGCUGGAGAGACAAGUGAAGGAGCAGAACCAAAAGCAGUCUGUGAACCCAGGCCAAGCAGGAGAAAUGACUCCCAACACUCAAAGACAGAUGGACGAUUUGAUGUCGGCUCUAGACAAAACCAGAAAAGAGUUGGAUGUCACAAGGCUGCAGUUGUCGUCGACGCAGAAUACUCUGACUGAACGUGACAAUGAGCUGAGCAGGAUACGAGCUGAUCACAGUAAACAGCUAACAGAGAUCCUGCAGUUAAAACAACAGGCUCUGAUGGCUGCCGUCAGUGAAAAAGAUGGCUGCAUCAGUCUACUAGAACUUUCUCCCGUCAGAAACAUGUCGACCCCUGAAGACGUGAUGACCUUGAGGAGAGAGAAGGAGAGGUUCAUGAAUCACCAAAAACAGCAGGCACAUAGUAGGAUGAAGCACAUGGCAGAACAUUAUGAAGACGGACACAUUCAUCCACAGUAUUCCCAUCAUUCUCAUCACGGACAGCAGCGUGAACUGAUCUCGCCCCCACCGGAGCAGGAUGAUGAGGACGGCAUAUGGGCAUGACAAACCAAAAAUUGGUCAUGUACUGAAGGUUAAAAACGGGGGUAUCCCAGCUGGAGGAUGUAGCAGAGACACUGGACCCAAGCUUAAGAGGGACUGACCAGUCAGAACACCAUGUAGAGACUUAGUGCUAGCUGAGUACAUCAACGCAUAUAAGGGAUUUGGAAAAGUGUGGACUUUGUUUACUUUUCUCCAAACCAAUCCUCCAUUCUCACCAUUGCAUUGCGAGAUGAGGUUCCUCACAAUUGCACGUCUCAUACAAGACUUUGGAAGUUAUUUUGUGACUGACACGCUGAUCCAGUAAAACAAAGAAUAUCCAAAGUCAUUAGACCAAAGUCAAUUGAUCCAGAUGAAGGAUGGAGCAGAGACACUGGACCCAAGCUUAAGAGGGAUUGACCUGCCAGAACACCAGAUCUCAUUGAGUGUCAACUGAGUGCAUCAAAGCCUUCAUAGUCAUUAUCUGGGGAAGGAAAGUGCUGCCUCCAUCAUCUGUGCCAUCUAGUCUUGUGGUAUAUAUGCAGUUAGGGACUGCCUGAACUGUCUCCAUGCUGGACUGUCGAGUGCAUUUGCGCACCAUUCUCUGAUUUGACUGAAUGCUUUUGAUCGGACUUGUAGUUUUUGACCCUCUCUUCUUCUGAAGUGACACUUGAUGAGUGUAGACAGUGCAGUGCCUUGCACGGACCCCCACUUUAAUAGAGUGUUUUGAAGUUUAAGAGCCAGAUUUACUAACAGCUUGCAGCGCAAACCCUCUUUUUGCCUUAAAAACUACUGUCAGGAUUUACUAAAGACAGUGAGAAAUUAGAAAUGAAAAGGCAUGGACAGGGUUAUUUUUAUGGCUGACCUUAUUGUAUAUGAAUUUGUAGGAGUUUUUCUGUCAGACCGCAGUAGUUGCUGUAGGAGGAGGAGAGAACAGAGAGUGCGUGAUAGAAGGGACAGAAUUUCCUCCACUCGUGCUCAUUUAUUUGGAAGACGUUAUCCAAACAUAUCGUUUCCUAAGCCAAAUUGUUUGAUUUGCUGUGACUGUGUUGUUAAUAGAUCGCACGCACCUGAUCAUCAUCGGCUCUGCUUGACCCUACACUAAUUUGCACUGCUCUUGGUCGAUUACAUUGGUCAUCAUGUAAAUGAGCAGCUGCGCCUGUGGUCUUAAAUUUGAGUAUUGUCAUUAGAACAGCUGCGGAACCGUCCACUCCCAUCUACGCUUUUAUGGAACUGCAGCCUGUUUAGUAAAUCUGGCCUUAAUUGUCCUUGCUUUUCACAUGCUUAUGUUUUUAAUAAAGUUAUAAUCAUUUUAACUUGCAAGCUAAGGGUGAGGAGUGUUGUGAGGUCAGGGGUGGUGUAUGAUAGAAGUUAUAUGUUUUGGUAUACAGGAAGGCAGUGUUUCCCAACCCUUUUCCUGUAGGCACACCAGCACUACACACUUCCUAAUUAAACAAACCCCAUUCAACUCAUCAGCUUGUUAGUAGAGACUUCAAUACCAAAUAAGAAAGAUAUCCAAAAUGUGUUCUGUUGGUGUGCCUUCAGGAGCAAUGUUGGGAAACACUGUGUUAAAGCAUAUCAAAACAUAUACACCUGAGGUGACCCCUUUAUGGCUUCAAUCUGCCUGUCUCUUGCAGUGCCUGUGUACAAUAAAGUAUUUAUUGCUGUA